AUGUCCAAUGCAAGCUUUGUGAUAACAUUCAUCCUCACGGGCCUUCCGCAUACCCCAGCGCUGGACACUCCCUUCUUUGGAAUCUUCCUGGGAAUUUAUGUGCUCACUGUGGUGGGAAAUCUCCUCAUCCUGUUAGUGAUCUGGGUGGAUUCUCACCUCCACAUCCCCAUGUACUACUUCCUCACCAACCUGUCUUUUAUCGACAUGUGGUUCUCCAGUGUCACAGUGCCCAAAAUGCUGAUGACCCUGUUGUCCCCUGCUGGCAGAGCCAUCUCAUUCCACAGCUGCAUGGCCCAGUUCUAUUCUUUCCACUUCCUGGGAAGCACUGAGUGUUUCCUCUACACAGUCAUGUCCUAUGAUCGCUACCUGGCCAUCAGUUACCCACUCAGGUACACCAGCAUGAUGAGCGGGAAAGUGUGUGCCCUCCUGGCCAUUAGCACUUGGCUCAGUGGUUCUCUUCACUCUGCUGUCCAGACCAUAUUGACAUUUCGUUUGCCCUACUGUGGACCUAAUGAGAUCCAGCAUUACUUCUGUGAUGGACCACCACUUCUCAAACUGGCCUGUGCGGACACUUCAGCCAAUGAGGUGGUCAUCUUUGUGAGUGUUGGAAUAGUGGCCUCGAGCUGCUUUCUCCUCAUAGUGUUGUCCUAUGUGUCCAUUGUCUGUUCCAUUCUAAAGAUCCGCACCUCAGAGGGGAGACACAGAGCCUUUCAGACCUGUGCCUCCCACUGUAUCGUGGUCCUUUGUUUCUUUGUUCCCUGUGUUUUUAUUUACCUGAGGCCAGGCUCCAGGGAUGCUGUGGAUGGGUUUGUAGCAGUUUUCUACACUGCACUGACUCCCCUUCUCAACCCUGUUGUGUACACCCUGAGAAAUAAGGAGGUGAAGAAAGCUCUGUUGAAGCUUAAAGACAAAAUAGCAUGUUCUCCGACGGAUAAACACUAG
Messenger RNA from Carlito syrichta (Philippine tarsier), 942 nucleotides. Its product is annotated as olfactory receptor 10G9-like. Gene Ontology annotation, molecular function: olfactory receptor activity; G protein-coupled receptor activity. Gene Ontology annotation, biological process: G protein-coupled receptor signaling pathway. The record is from RefSeq and is a predicted model, not a curated record. Lineage: Eukaryota; Metazoa; Chordata; Mammalia; Primates; Tarsiidae. The coding region runs from base 1 to 942 and encodes 313 amino acids. Gene Ontology annotation, cellular component: membrane. The transcript has a single exon.